AUAUGCAUCUGUAAAUUCCUUGUGUAAUUUGAUGUGAAGGGGAAAUCGUGCGCGAUAAAAAUAAAAUUCGUAAUUUUUUGUAAAAUUAAUUGAUAAAAAGUUAAAGGGCUUCUAUAAAGUGGAUAUCUACCUUUGAAAUAAACACUAAAGAAAAAAAAAACAGGUUCACAAUGGUGGAUAAAAUUGAUAUGAGUUUGGAUGAUAUUAUAAAAAGCCAAAAGCCCAAAACUGGUGGCGGACGUGGUACCAGUGGUGUUCGUCGUGGUGGUGGACGACCAACUCGCGGCGGUGGUAAUGCUGAUGGACGUCGCAGACCAGUUGGUGGCGCUACAUUGAAAGGACGUAGUCGCGGAGGCGGCAUACAAAAGGCGAAAUUCGCAAGGGGCGAUGUAAACAGCGCUUGGAAACACGAUAUGUACGACGGACCAAAACGUGGUAUUUUAAAAGGAUCUUCAGAGGUAGCAAAGUUACUCGUCUCCAACUUGGAUUAUGGUGUGUCGGACUCGGACAUUCAGGAGUUGUUUGCCGAAUUCGGGCCGCUGAAGAAGGCAGCGGUGCAUUACGAUCGCUCUGGAAGAUCAUUGGGUACCGCUGAUGUUGUAUUUGAACGCCGCUCUGAUGCACUUAAGGCUAUUAAACAAUAUAAUGGUGUACCUCUCGAUGGACGGCCAAUGAAUAUUCAAUUAACCACAUCGGACGUUUCGGCUCUGACCAGAGUUGGUCGCAUAGGCGGUAGUCCGGUCAAGCGUAGGACGGGUACAGCCCCACCUGCUAGACGUGGAGCGACCAGCGGAGCACGCCGUGGACCACCAAACCGUAAGGGAGCUGUUGGUGGCAAACGAGGUGGGCGCACCAAAGCUCCAGAAAAAACAGCAGCUGAAUUAGAUGCUGAGUUGGAUGCUUAUGUUAAUGAUAUGAAAAUUUAGAGAUAAUUUAAGAAAUUAAUAGCUAACAAUAUUAAAAUAAUUUUUGCCCUUGACUUUAAAAUAUGUGAAUAAAUGUUACUUGAGCAAGAAGGUAUAACAAAAUAUGAUCUUUAAAACUAAAACCAAAAAGUACAAAAAAUACGAAAGUUUUCUCGAACAACAAUUUGUACGAUGUCAAUAAAAGAUUUAUUUCAGUUUUUACCUUUAGUAUGUAUCAGAAUUGUAUUAGUUUACUCAAGAACUUUGAAAUAAUUUUCAAUUCAUCAUUAGGCUUCGGAAUGUAUAAUUUAAAGCCGAAACUUAAGUUUUAGCAUAUCAUUAUUUCAUCUUUUGUACUCGUAAACACUUCACAUUUUCGUGAAUAUCAAUAUUUUUUCUGAAACUGUAAAUAAAACAUUACAAUCAAGUAAUCCA
Anastrepha obliqua is the source of this 1340-nucleotide messenger RNA. RefSeq names its product THO complex subunit 4 (gene Ref1). The record is from RefSeq and is a predicted model, not a curated record. Lineage: Eukaryota; Metazoa; Arthropoda; Insecta; Diptera; Tephritidae. Gene Ontology annotation, cellular component: nucleus. Gene Ontology annotation, molecular function: mRNA binding. Gene Ontology annotation, biological process: mRNA export from nucleus. The transcript has 4 exons. The coding region runs from base 171 to 926 and encodes 251 amino acids.